Molecule: messenger RNA, 3107 nt
Organism: Stylophora pistillata
Lineage: Eukaryota; Metazoa; Cnidaria; Anthozoa; Scleractinia; Pocilloporidae
Product: molybdenum cofactor sulfurase
Biological process (GO): Mo-molybdopterin cofactor biosynthetic process
Molecular function (GO): molybdenum cofactor sulfurtransferase activity; pyridoxal phosphate binding; molybdenum ion binding
Source: RefSeq, a predicted model, not a curated record
GUUAGUAUGUCAUCUCUCAUCAAAACAGAGCAUUCCUUACGUGAACGUUCGGACAUCGGGCGUGAGUGCUUAUUCGGCCGAAGGGGCAGACAUACAAUGCUGAAGAAAGAGGUUGAGGAGGAUGAGUUUAUGCAUUCUUUCGGGAAACAUUAUGGAUAUGGAAAUAAAAUUGAACAAAUAAGAAAACAGGAAUUUAAACGACUGGAAGGUAUUACAUACUUGGAUCAUGCUGGAACAACACAGUAUCCACAGAGUGUUAUUGCAAAUGCUUAUAGUGACUUAAGUUAUAAUGUGUAUGGAAAUCCCCACAGCAAGAACCCAAGCAGUCAGCUUUCUAGUGAUGUCAUUCAGCAAGUCCGCACAAGGAUUUUAAAGCAUUUCAAUACAUCUUCAGAACAACAUACUGUGAUUUUCACUUCUGGUGCUACUGCUGCAUUGAAACUUUUGGCCGAAAGCUUUGAUUGGAGGGGAGCCAUCAGUAAAGAAAGUGCUCAUCAAAGUAAAUUUUGUUACCUUCAAGAGAAUCAUACGUCAGUGGUUGGUAUGAGAGAAAUAGCUGCUUCAAAAGGGGCUCAAAUUAUUUCUGUUAAUGAAAAAGACUUGGAAGAACAAAUCUCCUAUUCAACAGAAGAGAGAGAGGAAGAUUCUGAUCUAAAACAAUUUAAUUCCAGGAGCAAUGGUGACCAAGAGACUGUUGACCUUUGCCAUAAUUUAUUUGCUUUUCCUGCAAUGUGUAAUUUCUCAGGGAAGAAGUAUCCUCUUAAAUGGAUUUCACAAGUUAAACAGGGAUUGUUAGUCAACAAGAGUCCUUGGUGCCAUUGGUUUGUUGUUUUGGAUGCAUCUUCAUUUGUGAGCACCUCUCCAUUGGACUUAGCAUCAUGUCCAGCAGAUUAUAUUCCCAUUUCUUUCUACAAGAUGUUUGGUUUUCCCACAGGGUUAGGUGCUCUUAUUGUAAAGAACAGUAGUUCACAUUUACUAAAAAAGUGUUAUUAUGGUGGAGGAACAGUGCAAGCAACAAUUUCUGAUGAAAGGUUUCAUAUCCUUAAGAACAAUCUUGCUGAAAAGUUUGAAGAUGGCACAGUUCCCUUUCUUCAGAUCAUUGCUUUGCAUCAUUCCUUUCAACUGUAUGAACAGCUGGUAGGAUCACUGACAGAUGUGUUGAAUCACACCCAUAGCAUUGCUUUGUAUGUUUAUGAAAAGAUGUCUGCAAUGACACACACUUCUGGAAACUCUUUGUGUAAAAUUUACUGUGAAACAGACUUUAAGGACAACACAAAGCAGGGCCCUGUAAUAAACUUUAACCUGCUAAGAGCAAAUGGAGAGUUUGUUGGCUACAGUGAGGUAGGAAAGAUGGCCAGUCUUUACAAUGUUCAUCUAAGAACAGGCUGUUUUUGUAACAUGGGGGCAUGUCAGAAGUAUCUGAGCCUUUCCAGUGAGCAAGUGAAGAAAAAUAUGUCUGAAGGUCAUGUGUGUGGGGAUGAUGUGGAUCUCAUUGGUGGCAAACCUACUGGCUCUGUGAGAAUCUCAUUUGGUUACAUGUCUAACUUUUCAGAUGCAAAAUCGUUUUUAACAUUCAUAAGGGAAUGCUUCCUGGAAAGCAAUUCAAACAGGUCUUUAGAUGCAGAGAGAUCUGAAAGUGCUGAGUUACAUUCCAGUUCCAUUUUGGACAAGCAGUCUGAAGACUUUGCUUUAAAUGCAAAGUUUAAAAACAUUAUGGAGUGGAAUUCAAGUGUGGAGUCAACUGCAAGUCCAAGAAAUCCUAUAAUUGAUAUGUAUGUCAGAACUAUGAUGCCUAAUCAUUGUGACAUGCAUGCACAUGCACCUCAAGAAUGUGUUGCUAAUCCAAAUAAGCAUCUGAAGUUGGAAAAGAUCUGCCUUUACCCUGUCAAGUCUUGUGCUGCAUUUGAGGUAUACGAGUGGGAAGUUGGUAACAGAGGAUUUGUUUUUGAUCGUCAAUGGAUGAUUGUCACUGACUCCAAGAUUUGUCUGACACAGAAGAGAGAAGCGAAGUUGUGUCUGAUAAAACCUGUAUUGGAUCUUAAAAAUGGAACACUAUCAGUCACUGCGACAGGAAUGCCUGACCUAGUGUUGCCUCUGCCCCUGACAUCUGAGAAUUAUAAACAGGUCGCGAGAUUUUGUCAAAGCAAAGUCUGUGGGGACAGGAUCUCAGCAAUAGAUUGUGGGGAGCACGCUGCCUCGUGGGUGUCAACAUUUUUGAACAGAAACUGUCGACUCAUUCAACAAGACAUGGAUGAUAGCCGGACUUGUAAACUGGGAGAAGUAAAACAACGAGGUGACAAGGGAAGCAAGUCUCUUUCUCUUGCUAAUGAAUCGCAGUUCCUCCUGGUAACCCGGGAAAGUGUCAGUGAACUUCUGAACAGUGUUAAUCAAGAACAACCUUUAACUUCAUCUUCUUUAGUUACUGAGCUCCAUGUGGAAACACUGGCCAAAAGGUUCAGAGCUAAUUUAAUUGUUGCUGGUGGAGAGGCGUUCGAAGAAGACUAUUGGAAAACUGUGAAAAUUGGACAUUUGGUUUUUGAGAGCAAAGGAAAGUGUAGUCGGUGCCAAAUGGUGUGUGUUGACCAAGAAACUGGAGUCAGGAGUGUUCAACCGAUGAAAACUCUUGGGAAAAUGCGAGGAUCAAAGAUGCCUUUUGGAGUUCACUUGGAACAUGUGACUAAAGAACAUCGAAAUCCAGUCAUCCUUCACUGCGGAGAUUUGGUUACUGUUAGCCUUUAGCUCUUGUUAGCAACAACCGAUUGACACUUAGAAUAGAUCAAGCGUUGGUGAGAUGAUAAGAAGUCGUCGAUUCGCUUUUUUAAUUAAAUUUUCGGGAUUAUUAUUCGCCGAGAAUGCUAUUGUUUUUUGGACAUGUACUUCCAGAGUCGAAUUGCAGUAACGCCCACGCCCAGCGCAGUAAUUUGCAUUUCUAAAAGUGGUCUGCCGCGAUUGGUUUGAGUUAGCUUAGGGACUUUCCGAGAAGAGUAACAGCAUAACAUUUUCUCGGCGGAAACAACGGCCGGCUAAUGAAACAUUCCAAUGUACCAGCUGGUAAACAAAUCGUAUACGGUUAAAGAAAUUCAACAAGAACAAAAGCAACAAUGACA